Molecule: messenger RNA, 966 nt
Organism: Verticillium dahliae VdLs.17
Lineage: Eukaryota; Fungi; Ascomycota; Sordariomycetes; Glomerellales; Plectosphaerellaceae
Exons: 1
Coding region: 1-966 (321 amino acids)
Source: RefSeq, a predicted model, not a curated record
AUGUCCACAGCAACAGAGGCACCCCCCCUCUACACGCCAACAGCGAGGCGACCGUCAACCUCCUCAACCCCAUCCCUCCCAGCCUAUUCCUCUCCCGCCAUCGCCCGCCAACAACAACAGCCCUUCACACCGACGACGACCCUCAGGAUCAUGACCCCAGGCAAGGCAACCAUCUCCCUCCCCGGGCCCCCGGCACCGCACCCCAUCCCGGUCCACGACGCCGCAGAACCCCCCGGCGCCCCGGCAAAGUACAUCUCCCUCCGCGCAACCCGCCGCUCCGGCACCGCGACCCUCGUCCCGGGCCACGACACAUCAGCCGCGGUCCUCGCAACAACAAGCUACCGCUUCGGGCCCAGACGGCCGCCGACCCUGACGCUGCACGGCCACGGCGCCCUCUCGUCACGGGAAGCAGCACGCGCCCGAGUCGGACGCCGUGAAGCGGACGCGGAAGCGGCGACGGCCGGGCGCGACUUUGCAACCGAGCUGACGGCCCCCGCGCUCUCGCGGACCACGACCCUCGACACCCCCCUCGGCCGGUUCCGCUGGCGCUACCCUUCGCGCGCCGAGAAGACGGACGGCGACCACGGCCAGGGCGAGGGCCACGACGGCCGCUCGCGCCUCCUGCUCGAGCGCGUCGCGUCGCUCGCCGCGGGCAAGGGUGGACGGGCUGGCGGGGCGGGGCGGAUUGUCGGCUGUCUCGUCCGCGGAAGGGGGGCCGCGGCCGGAGAGGGCGGGGACCUGCAGCUCGACCUCGCGGCGGCGGACGAGGCGGUUGCGGAGGCGUUGCUUUCUGCGGGCGGGGCCGGCGCGACGGAUGAGAAAGAGCGGGAAAAGGAGAAGAUGGCGGCGCGGGACGUGCUCGAGCUUGUGGCUGUCGCGAGCUGUAUCGCCAUGCUCAAGAGGGAGGUGGACCGGCUGCGACUGAGGCAGGGGCUUGUCCUGGCGGGAGCGGCGGGAGGCUCGUAG